Drechmeria coniospora is the source of this 1563-nucleotide messenger RNA. Its product is annotated as CFEM domain-containing protein. NCBI's taxonomy places the organism in Eukaryota, Fungi, Ascomycota, Sordariomycetes, Hypocreales, Ophiocordycipitaceae. The record is from RefSeq and is a predicted model, not a curated record. The transcript is spliced from 4 exons. The coding region runs from base 1 to 1563 and encodes 520 amino acids. Gene Ontology annotation, molecular function: chitin binding.
AUGAAGUUGCCCCAAAGAGCAUCUUGGACGAGGCACUUCAACUCGCUGGCCGUUGUGCUCUGCUUGGCAGGUGUCGUCCAAGCCUCCAACGAUUGCGCGCCGUCGGUAUGGCAGCCGGGGCAGUUUACCGACAUGAAGUUUAAACGCCAGGCUGCUGCCACCACCUCAUCCUUGAAUACAGGCACGGGCACCGUCAGCCCUAGCUCCGUGGCCGUCACGUCGAUCCCCGUGCCCGUAUCGAUGAGCCCCCUCCUCUCCGGUGGCAACGUCACCACAGGCAAGAUCAACUGUCGGUACACGACCAACACCAAGGGCAUGGACAUCAACUACUACACGUGCACGGCACUGGCGAACAGGUACCACAUCAGCGUCGAGAAAUUCUUCCAGCUGAAUCCCACGACUAUUGCGUGGCUGGCUGCAAGUCAUUCCGCCAUCUCCAUACGUUGCCCCGAGUCUCGGACUGACCUUUUCAAUCGCAAUCCCAUAGUUAUUGAGCCUCUACGAGCCACAAAAGGACUCUGUGGUCCGCCCAACGGCAACGCAACUUGUCGCGGAACAGAGUUCCAGUGCUGCAAUGCCAAGACGUUUACCUGCGGCAACUCUCUAGAGGACUGCGCAGACGGAACGUGCUACGAGGGGGCAUGUGCCGGAGACUCCGUCUUCACCACCAACGGCGAGUGCGGUCGGCAGCAUGGCUACAAGCAGUGCGCUGGCGUCUGGGGCGACUGCUGCAACGCCGAGGGCAAAUGCGGUACCGGCGAGGCCUUUUGCGCGUACGGUAAAUGCCAACUCGGCAACUGCACACUCAUGGCCCAGCCUCAAAAGGUGCCGGUCGGGGGGGCCACCCCGGACGGCACCUGCGGCGGAACGAAGCAAUACAAGUGCAAAGCCGCCUAUGGAAAGUGCUGUAACAAGGAUGGCAGGUGUGGCAGGCGGUCGGAGGACUGUGGAACAGGAUGCCAACCCCUAUUCGGAGACUGUACAAUCCGGCACACAAGCUUUUCAUCCACCACCACCACCACCACCACCACCACCAAGGUUUCAACUCCAUCCAGCACCCUAAUCUCAUCCAAGACACCCACGACCAAGACUCCUACUCUUAGCGCCCUGCCCUCGUGUGGUCAGACAUGCUUCAAUAACAUGCUAGGCCAGUAUUCCCAGUUGGGUUGCGCCAGUCCUGACGCGGACUGCUUGUGCGGCAAGGUCGACUUUCUCAACGGCAUCCGCGACUGCAGUAACGGUGCCUGCGGAACGGAUAUCGGCAGUGCAGUCAUUGCAUUUGGAAAGGCCUACUGUUCCAGCUCGCCGGCGACUCACACGCCAACCGUGCCGAGCAUUGACUCCCUGCCUUUGUGUGGUCAAACCUGCUUCAACAACAUGCUGGCUCAGUACUCCCAGCUUGGCUGCGCGAGCCCUGAUGCCGCCUGUCUUUGCAAAAAGGCCGACUUUGGGUACGGGCUGAGAGACUGCUCGAAUCGAGCCUGUGGCGAGUCCGUUGCUUCCACGGUGAUUGCGUACGGAAGAUCGUGGUGCGCCUCCGCGACUGCGCCUGCGCGGGCUUGA